ACGUUAUCGAACGGCCAAUCGGUGGUAGAUUCACCUCCCUCCUCUACCCAGAGUCACCGCUGCGGCCGCCGCCAUUUUAGCGUUUUGUCGGGAGCGUCCGUUCCGCGAGGAGGAGUCCCUGCUGAUCUCCGUGCGGGAUCUUGUCAGGAUGGUGAAGUUGUUCAUCGGAAACCUGCCUCGGGAGGCCACAGAGCAGGAGAUCCGCUCACUCUUUGAGCAGUAUGGGAAAGUGCUGGAAUGUGACAUCAUUAAGAACUAUGGCUUUGUGCACAUAGAAGAUAAAACUGCAGCUGAGGAUGCCAUACGCAACCUGCACCACUACAAGCUUCAUGGGGUGAACAUCAACGUGGAAGCCAGCAAGAAUAAGAGUAAAACCUCAACAAAGUUGCACGUGGGCAACAUCAGUCCCACCUGUACCAACAAGGAGCUUCGGGCCAAGUUUGAGGAAUAUGGUCCAGUCAUUGAAUGUGACAUCGUGAAAGAUUAUGCCUUCGUACACAUGGAGCGGGCAGAGGAUGCAGUGGAGGCCAUCAGGGGCCUUGAUAACACAGAGUUUCAAGGCAAACGAAUGCACGUGCAGUUGUCCACCAGCCGGCUUAGGACUGCGCCCGGGAUGGGAGACCAGAGCGGCUGCUAUCGGUGCGGGAAAGAGGGGCACUGGUCCAAAGAGUGUCCGAUAGAUCGUUCAGGCCGCGUGGCAGACUUGACCGAGCAAUAUAAUGAGCAAUAUGGAGCAGUGCGUACGCCUUACACCAUGAGCUAUGGGGAUUCGUUGUAUUACAACAACGCGUACGGAGCGCUCGAUGCCUACUACAAGCGCUGCCGUGCUGCCCGGUCCUAUGAGGCAGUGGCAGCUGCAGCUGCCUCUGUGUAUAAUUACACAGAGCAGACCCUGUCCCAGCUGCCACAAGUUCAGAACACAGCCAUGGCCAGUCACCUCACCUCCACCUCUCUCGAUCCCUACGAUAGACACCUGUUGCCGACCUCAGGAGCUGCUGCUGCCACAGCUGCCGCUGCUGCAGCAGCUGCUGCUGCAGUUACUGCAGCGUCCACUUCAUAUUACGGGCGGGAUCGGAGCCCCCUGCGUCGUGCUACAGCCCCAGUCCCCACUGUUGGAGAGGGCUACGGUUACGGGCAUGAGAGUGAGUUGUCCCAAGCUUCUGCAGCCGCGCGGAAUUCCCUGUACGACAUGGCCCGGUAUGAGCGGGAGCAGUAUGCAGAUCGGGCGCGGUACUCAGCCUUUUAAAGCUUGAGGUGGGAUGUGUGUGGGCUGAAAUUCCGAGCUGCGGUUGUGCAUGAGAAUACACCCUUCGUGGUACCCCAUCUCCGGGACGUUCUCGGCUCUGUGCGUUCAGUCCCUCAGGAACCAUGGACCUUAAUUUACCUUGCUGAGUUCAGACCUUCUCUUCCUUUCCUGUCCUCCUGCCCAUUUUCCUGUUCUUCCUGUCCUUCGAUACCUCUGUAGCCUCCCAUUCGUGUUCUGUUCUCCCAGCAGGCCUCAUUGUGUGCAGAGACUGUGGUGGGGGCUGUGCUUCCUCCCUACUUUGUGCCUCCAGUGGGUGUUGGAUUGGGGGAUGACCUUGGUGAGAGUCUCACUGCUUCUGGGUCUUUUUUUGGCCCAAAAGCUAGACCUAUAGAGUUGGAUCACUUUUUUCUUUCCGGUGAAAUAAAUGGUUUUUCAACUUAGGGU
Otolemur garnettii (small-eared galago) is the source of this 1690-nucleotide messenger RNA. Its product is annotated as RNA-binding protein 4. The record is from RefSeq and is a predicted model, not a curated record. Gene Ontology annotation, molecular function: mRNA binding; zinc ion binding. Gene Ontology annotation, cellular component: nuclear speck; cytosol. Lineage: Eukaryota; Metazoa; Chordata; Mammalia; Primates; Galagidae. The transcript has 4 exons. The coding region runs from base 149 to 1246 and encodes 365 amino acids. Gene Ontology annotation, biological process: mRNA splicing, via spliceosome.